GCACCACAUCCUAAAUCCUCUCUCUCUCUCUCUCUCUCGCUGGUGCAUUCAUCAAUGGCGGACGAAGUGGAGAUGUUCUUCUUUCCCUUCAUGGGAGGAGGCCACCAGAUCCCCAUGAUCGACAUCGCCCGCCUCUUCGCCUCCCACGGCGUCAAGUCCACCAUUGUCGUCGCCCCUAACAACGCCCUCUCCUUCCAACGCUCCAUCGCUCGAGACCAGGACUCCGGUCGACCAAUCUCCAUCCACCCCCUCGACUUGCCCCCAGGCUCAAAGCCGCCUAACUCCGACAUGUCGGCCACCCCCUUCACCGACACCUCCAUGCUCCAGGAACCCCUCAGGCUCUUGCUCAUUGCAAGGCAACCCGAUUGCAUCGUCGUCGACAUGUUCCACCGGUGGUCAGCCGAUGUCAUUGACGCGGUAGGAGUUCCCAGGAUCGUGUUCAAUGGGAACGGCUGCUUCUCUCGCUAUGCUCAACAAUUGAUGCGGAUUUACGAGCCUCACGAGAAGGUGCAAUCCGAAUACGAACCAUUUGAGAUCCCAGGCCUGCCGGAUAGGAUCGUGAUGACGAGGUCGCAGCUUCCGCAUUUUCACAAGAGUCAAGGCGGCGGGAAGCCGCGGGGUCGGAUGUGGAAUUCGGAGGACAGGAGUCUCGGGGUUGUAAUGAAUAGCUUUAUUGAUCUGGAACCGGCCUAUGUGGAAGGUUUCAAGAAAGAGAUGGCCAAGAAAGCUUGGGUGGUCGGACCAGUGUCGCUGUGCAAUAGGAAUGUGGAGGAUAAGGCCGAGAGAGGGCAGCAAGCUGCCAUUGACGAGCAGAGUUGCCUGAGUUGGCUCAAUGCUAAAGAAACCAACUCUGUCCUUUAUGUUAGUUUUGGGAGUUUGGCCAGGUUGACCCCGAAGCAACUUCUUGAGAUUGCAUACGGUCUUGAGGCUUCGGGCUGUUCGUUCAUUUGGGCAGUCGGGAAAAUCUUCAAGCCGUCCGAAAAUGGAGAGGGAAGCCGAGAGGAUUGGCUUCCGAGUGGCUUUGAAGAGAGGUUGAAGGAGUCCGGGAAAGGGUUGAUUAUCAAAGGAUGGGCGCCGCAGCUAUUGAUUCUCGAACACCCUUCGGUGGGUGGGUACAUGACACACUGCGGGUGGAAUUCGACCCUGGAGGGCGUGAGCGCUGGCGUUCCGAUGGUCACUUUCCCACACUCGGCCGAGCAGUUUUUCAAUGAGAAGUUGAUCACUGAUGUGUUGAGGAUUGGGGUCCAGGUUGGGAGCAUGGAAUGGACAUCCUGGAACGCAGAGCCCGGCCCGCCAGUUGGUAGGGAGAAAGUGGAGGCUGCUGUGAGGAAAGUGAUGGACGGAGGAGAGGAGGCAGCGGAGAUGAGGAGAAAAGCCAAGGAUCUUGGAGAGAAGGCCAAGAGAGCGGUCGAACAAGGUGGUUCGUCGUAUGAAGAUGCCGAGGCCUUGAUUCAAGAGCUCAAGUCUCGCAAGAAGGUCUAACUUUGAAGUGAUCUAGUCGGUAAUAUAUCAUCUCGGUGGACAACAUGACCUCAGCGUUCCGUGAACGGCAAGGGAAUUUCAAACUUGUAAAAAAUAGACGCAGUAGCUCUGCCUGUGACCUUUCGCACUUGUAAGUUUUAAUGACUAGCAGUAUUGAAAUUAUGUAGUUUCAGAUCUGUAGUUACUAGCUCCAAAGGAAGGAGAAGAACAUUGCUCAGGAUGUCUAAAAGACUUUCGGGUCUAUCAGGGUCGGGCAACAUGAAAAAUUUUGGGAAUUUUUACAUUUCAACCCAAACCACCCAACCCUAACCAGAGCCUAAUGAAUAUGCUUCAGAUCCGGGAAAAGAAAGAAGCUUUUCAAAACCACCUCCAAAUCAUCGUCUACUCUCACGAGAGCUGCAACAGUGGCGAGCUAAGACGGACUUCAUUGCCUCGAUGACGUCGUUGCUAUAGUGAGUGAGGGGAGUAGAGAUCGCCACAGCUGUUGCCGCCAUGUGAAGGCUUGAGAGAGCUUCAUUGCCUGUCAAGCUGGAAAUCAUCAACUCUAAAGUCAUCGGCUUUCUCUGCGGUUCCAUUGCCAGUCCUCGCUGACAGUUCCUUUCAUUCCUUCAACUUUGCCCUUGUCCCCUCCUGCCAAAUGGAUUGCUUUGUUUCUGUAAUUUUGUGAACGUGUUCAUCGUUGCCUUCGAAAUCUUGGGUUGAACUGAACUGAACCGAACCUUCAUCAAACCUUUUAACACCCUUGGCUUUUUUGUAUUCAAUGGCUGCAGGAGACAGAUUGUAUUAUCUCCCCAUUUAUCAUUAUUAAAUCAAGCCCCUGAAAUUGCAUCUUUAA
Eucalyptus grandis is the source of this 2317-nucleotide messenger RNA. Its product is annotated as abscisate beta-glucosyltransferase. Gene Ontology annotation, molecular function: UDP-glycosyltransferase activity. The coding region runs from base 55 to 1482 and encodes 475 amino acids. The transcript has a single exon. The record is from RefSeq and is a predicted model, not a curated record. NCBI's taxonomy places the organism in Eukaryota, Viridiplantae, Streptophyta, Magnoliopsida, Myrtales, Myrtaceae.